GGCAUUCAUCUAAGAGGCUGCUAUUGGCUUCUCCGCUGGACCUUCAUAAUGAAAAUUUAGUAGUAUUAAUUGUCUGAUUCCCAGUGUUCUUGGAUGCAGACAUAGAAAAUAAGCCAAAAUAUUCAAGAAUUCACAUGUAACAACCUAUCCAAUAUAUAAUGUGCAAGAGCAAAGGUUGUUACUACUACUACUACAUGUGAUCCAAAUUAAGCAGGUUGAGCGUCAAUGGCUGCAGUCUCAAAACAGCGCUUGAUUUUGCUCAUCUCACUGAUCCACAUAGCCGAAGGGCGAGUUCUGAAGCUGUAUUCCUCUGAUGACGAGUUGAUCUCAGACGGAAUCGAGAAGCAAGAAUCAGCUGCAGGUUGCAGCCACCAGUAUGGUUUCCUGCCCUGUGCAGAAAACGCGGCUGGUUACAUUUUCCUGAUAGUGGUGUAUCAGGUGCUUCUGGUGGUCGGAGGAAGGCUGAUAAGCAGCGGGAGCGAGAUGCUCCUGCAUAUCACCGGAGCUGGGAAGUUUGGCGGCAUCAUUUUCCGAAUCCUAAUGGUGCUGCCUUCUAUGAUGUUCAUGAUCUUAUCUGGGAUAUUCAGCAGCAAGGAGGGAGCUCAAUCUCAAGUGGCAGUUGGUGUGAGCAUUUAUGCUGGAAUCACUGUCUUCAGCCUUACAAUUCAAUGGGGUAUGUGUAUGAUAUAUGGCAAGAUUGACUUGAACACCACGCCAAAUGCUUCUCCAUCCAAGAUCUUGAAAGAUACCGGUGUGAAGAUUGAUGAUAAGACUUCUUACACUGCUGGAGUCAUGCUUCUAUCUUUGAUUCCUUACGUCGUGCUGCAGCUGGUUUUCUUCGUCAACACCUUAUCCGGAGAGCGUAUCAUAACUUUGACAGCUUUCAUCAUCUCAUCCUUGUCUCUGCUGUCGUAUGCUGCCUAUCAGAUUUGGGAUCCUUGGAUGCAGGAAAGAAGUUUGCGGUAUUCCCAGUUUUUGGAUUUGUUCGACAAGAACGAUGAUGGCGUGAUCACUGAGGCAGAGUUCAUCAAAGGGUUCGAGCAGUGGGCUUAUGAAGCCGAGAAAUCAACUUCGGACAAACCCAAAAAUUUGGGUGAACAGGUCCUAAACCUAUUCAAAGAGAAGAAAGAAAACAGAGGGCAAAUGAUGGACAGAAUAAUGGCAAAGAUUUUAAAGCAUGCUGAAGGCCGACUACUCAAAUCCGAAUCACUCAUCACAGAGAAUGGGAAGCCAAAUAUUGAUCGUAUUAAGGAACUCUUUAGGGAAUUUGACACUGAUGGAAACAAGUCUAUAUCAGCACCUGAGCUGAAGCAACUCAUAACGAGAGUCAAGUUCCAAUCGUAUAAACUGAAGGAGGAGGACGUGUUACGCGAGAUUUUCAAAGAGUUUGAUCGGGAUAGUAAUGAUUUUAUUGAUGAGCUAGAGUUUGUGAACGGGAUGACGAAGUAUCUGGAUAAGGCCAUUCAAGUUGCACAGACAUCGGAAGUUGAUGCAACAAAAAUCAUCGAAAAUUUCGACAGGAUUGUGUGGAAAGGAGAAUAUGGGAAGCGUGAUUUCUUCAGAUCAGUAUUUCAAGUGUUGUUAGGGAUCAGUAUAUUAACAUUCCUGGGAAAACCUCUGACGACUAACAUUCUGCAACUGUCGAAUGCCAUGGGAUUCCCAUCCUUCAUCAUCUCCUUCCUCGUCGUGCCACUCGCCAUGAAUGCUAGAACUGCAGUAGCAGCAAUCCUCCCAGCCAGCAAGAAGAGUCAAGAAACUGCUUCUUGGACAUUCUCCGAGAUAUACGGUGGGGUGAUAAUGAACAACAUGGUAGGAUUGACGACGUUGUUGGCGAUUGUAUAUGCGAAAGAAUUGACAUGGGAUUUCACAGCAGAAGUGCUGAUUAUUUUGGUGGUGUGUGGAACAAUAGGCACACUCGCAUUCUUUCGCACCACUUACCAACUAUGGACGUGCAUACUAGCAUUCCUUCUAUAUCCUUUCUCACUGGGAUUGUUUUAUUUUGUUCAGAUUUCCUAUAGUUGGAAUUGAUGUUUUCAUCUACUUUUCAUUAUCACCGUUUGCUGUGAAUGAAAUGUUGUUUAGUUUUAUGGGAUGCUAUAAUAUGACAACAAUGUUGAAAGGUGAAGCCUUUCCACUCCAAA
This is a messenger RNA of Salvia miltiorrhiza (redroot sage), 2141 nucleotides long. RefSeq names its product sodium/calcium exchanger NCL1-like. The record is from RefSeq and is a predicted model, not a curated record. Gene Ontology annotation, cellular component: membrane. Lineage: Eukaryota; Viridiplantae; Streptophyta; Magnoliopsida; Lamiales; Lamiaceae. The transcript has 8 exons. Gene Ontology annotation, molecular function: calcium:proton antiporter activity; calcium ion binding. The coding region runs from base 226 to 2028 and encodes 600 amino acids. Gene Ontology annotation, biological process: intracellular calcium ion homeostasis; calcium ion transmembrane transport.